Molecule: messenger RNA, 1446 nt
Organism: Lampris incognitus (smalleye Pacific opah)
Lineage: Eukaryota; Metazoa; Chordata; Actinopteri; Lampriformes; Lampridae
Exons: 11
Coding region: 233-1348 (371 amino acids)
Source: RefSeq, a predicted model, not a curated record
ACGAUGAGUAUCACCCGGCUCUUACACAGCCCAGGACACCUCUGAAAGGCAGCGUGUGCUCGUGGUUGUAAAUGUAAGUGUGUGUAUGUACGCUGUGGUUUGGUGCGCUGCAUGUGUAUUGCGAGUGUGCGCUUAGCAAAGAAGGAAGUAUUCGGCGGCAGCCACGUGUCACGGGUCAAUGUCAGAGUGAGCACAUUUGUGUUCCCUCGUCGCGUCCCCCAAUGCUUCAGCUAUGACAAAAGCAGCGCUGACCAAAGUCUUCGUUCUGGUGAUCCUUGCCUUCAUCAUCUGCCUCCCAGAGUUCUUCACGUUUUACAGAGUUUCAAAGGUGAAUUUCCUCUGCACUCCCUACCAGCACUCGGAAGAACUGAAUCCAGCGAGGAACGGGGAAACAGCGGGGGCACGGGAGGAGGCCGAGCUGACCCGGAGGGGCGAAUUUGACCCAUGUCUGACUCUAGAAAGUGGAAACCAGAAGCCUUUCGGCACCAGAAGAAACUGGAGUAAAGGAAUGGAAGUUGGGUCCAACUCCGGCGGUAGAAGUGAUCCUGGCGUCGGCUGGUUUGCAUGCGAGACAGACGUGGAUAUGAUGGAUCUAAACAAUGACAGCUUGCUGCCAGGUUUAAAGGUGACAACAGAGGUGUCUGUUGUGGUCCACGUCGGGGGAGAAGGCUCCUCCCUGCAUCUAAAACUGUACGGCCAGGUCCCCCACAGCUCCCUGCACAUCCAUCCGCCAGGAGAGAGAGCGGAGGAGGAAGACCACGAGGAGGACCAAGUGCAGAGGGAUUUCUACUGUUGCCUCCCUGUACCGCCCACCCCAGAGACAACCAAUCACAGCCGUUGUCUCCUUCGGCUAUCCAACGAAACACUUUUCACCUCGACGGAGAGGGCAACGCCGCCGUUGAGAUUGGAGAGCAAAGGUGAGUGGUGGUGUGUGUUCAGGGUGCUGUGGCUGGCUCUGCUGUGUGUGGUGCUGCUGAUUGUGAUCACCGCAGUGCUGGGGCAGGUCUACAGACAGAGACGUGGCGGCAUCAAGAAGCCCGAGGUUUUCCAAGUUCGCGGCUACCGCGCCAGUCCCCCCUCCAACGGCUCCGGUCCGUCCUUCGGGGGGCAUCCAGGAGAGAUGUGCACAGAGAUGAUCAAACCAAAAGGAAAGGCCCGUGGCUUUCUGGAGUCCCACUGUGGCCUAGCGCUAUUCCCCAUCGAAGAGGUUGAAUUGUCAGACCUCUCAGACACCGUGCUGGAUGGAGAGACGGGCUGUCAUUCAUGUGACGUCACCGGAGACUACAACCCCAAACUGCAUCAUCGAGGCCACCCUUCCAGCUCCUCCUGUACUGAGGAGCAGGCCUAGCGAGGGAACGGCCCCCGUGAGCGGAAUGGAAAAAGAAGGGCGGCAUAAAUCUAUCACGGCCGGCUUCUCACCAAGCUCUUCAACAUGACGACAAUAAA